GUCGCGUCAGGCGAUACUCUAACUCUCGUUCAUGUACAUAUCUCCGACUUCUAUCCGGGAUAUCUCGCAGGGCAUAGCCAAAGCAUUAGGAUCGACGGUCGAGCGAAGCCUGGAAAUGGAAGUUCAGGCGGCAGACCCCCACAACUCUCCCCCUGUGAUCUUUUGUCGAUGGGACUUCUGUGGGCAGACUUUUGUUACAUACAUAGAGUGGGAGACCCAUUUCGCGGUAGAGCAUAUUGCCUAUGAAAAAGCACAGGAUCUCUCAGGUAGGAAAAGGAGGCAGAGGAGCGACGGGCAUUGGGAAAUAGUGGAAAAUGAGUUUAGCUUACGUCAUCAUUUACCGAUUGAUUUGAACCCUACGCAAGGCACUGGAGACACCACUAUGACUUCGCACACCCUCUCACUCCCUGUUCCCCCGCCAUUUGAUACCGACCUGCCUAUGUCCAUGCCGACGCAUGUCAUCCUCCCACCCCGCUCAUCGCCAGAGGUCGACAAUCAUGACAAUGCCAAUCAAUCUCAUGAGGAUGAGUUUUUAGUGCCUGCAGCGGAUCAUGAUGCCCAAAUUGCUCAGCUUCAUUUCCAACACAAGAAUUCUCAAGGGACCAACGACUCGCAAAACUCUGCUUUGAUGACUGGUGCUUCAAGUGAUCCACGGUUGCGGGACACACCUUCUCCUCCAGGGGCCGUCAGCCUCUUCAUGUCACCUCUAUCAAGGGCCCAAUCGCCAUUCCCUUUGGCCCAGGUGGCACCAACCCAAAUAUCACCCUCCCAUCCUAGUUACGUACUCGUUCCUGAGAGCUCUGGCCCGGAUAUCGCUGAAAAAGACUCAAGCAGAUCUUUCAGAAGAACUUUCACAGGUUCAUUUCAAGGGAACCCAAAUGAGCCAUCAAGUUCUGCCGAGUCAAGGCAAGGCCAUCCCCCUUCAGGACAGCCUACCAAGACACCCACAAGUUCGGCUGAGUCGGCUCAUAAUCAGCUCGCUUCAAGUUCUCCAAACAGGCGGAUAUCAUUGACUUUUGGAUCGGCGAAAGUCUUGGAUAACGCAGAUCAGAGAGAAGUUGCAGCUGUUCAGGAUAAAGGGAUGGGAAAGGGAGGGGUUAAGUUCGGAUUCGGACAGAGCAAGUGAGAUAAGCAUGGUGAUCCGAGGGAACACAUUGUAUAGGUAUACGCAACAUUUGUCUUGGGAUGUAUCUUGUUUUGUUACUCGUA
Molecule: messenger RNA, 1209 nt
Organism: Cryptococcus deneoformans JEC21
Lineage: Eukaryota; Fungi; Basidiomycota; Tremellomycetes; Tremellales; Cryptococcaceae
Exons: 3
Coding region: 32-1126 (364 amino acids)
Source: RefSeq, a predicted model, not a curated record